UUUACAACCUCAACGGAGUAAGCCGUCUGUAGCCGUCUGGCAAGCCCGAUAUCUGCUACAGGACACAUCACGUCCAUUCGUACGUCAAUGUCGUUAUUUAUACAACUUAUUUAUCAUUAUUUCCAUCAACUACUAGUCGACUUAACUCCGUUCUUGUUCGUCUACUAGCUAACUACAGCUUGCGAUCUAACGAAGAACAUAUUUUGGAUAUAGCAUACAAUGUCAAUGACAUAACGUUCAUUUCCCAAUUUCGGUUUACAUUUGACGUUGUAACCAGAACGUCAAGCUUGUCGUCUAAAAUUACAACUCGCUACAUAGCAAUUACCGACACAUUGCAACAUCAAAUCGUAUUGUGAAGUAAACCCAAAACAUGUCUGGACCAAACGGUGAUCCCAAUCUCUCAAUUAACGAAGAUACGGAUGAUGAAGAAUUCAACGAGGAAGAGUACGUGGCCAUCAACUCCAUGCUGGACCAAAUCAACUCGUGUCUGGAUGACCUGGAGGAGCGCAACGACGCACUCACAGACAAGCUUCAGGAGCUCCUGGAGUCCAACCGGCAGGCGCGGCUCGAGUUCCGGGAGCAGCUGAACGGGACGCCGGCGGGGGAGCAGCAGCCGGCGCCCCCCGAACAGGACCCCGCGGCGUCAGAGAGGCCCGGCUAAUGAGGAAACGUCGGGGGACUGAGCCUCCUAACUGCGAUGCCCACCUUUCCGGUCACUCGUCGAGACUCGGUUGCUCUCAAGUCUUCCAUUUCCCCCCCCCCGAGCGCUGAGUCUUCCAUUGCAGGAGUGUUUUAAGUUAUGAAGUUCUGGGAAAUUAACCCCCGCACCACCACCACCCAAAAACCGCAGCAUCAAUUUACACUCACUGAGCACUCUAUUAGGUAGACCUGUGCACCAGCUUGUUAAUGGAAACAUCUAAUCAGCCAAUCAUGUGGCAGCGACUAAAUGCAUUAAAGCAUGCAGAUGUGGUCAAGAGGUUAAUCUGUUUUUCAGAGCAAAUGUCAGAAUGUGGAAGAAGUGCGAUCGAAGUGACUUUGACUGUGGAAUGAUUGUUGGUGCCAGACAGGGUGGUUUGAGUAUCAGUCUCUGUAGUUUGCAGAGAAUCCAGUGAGCAGCAGUUCUGCAGGCAAAACAUUUUUUUGUUCAUGAAAGAGGUCAGUGGAGAAGGGCCAGACUGGUCAAAGGUCACAGUAAUGCAAAUAACCACACAUUACAACAGUGGUAUGCAGAAGUGUCUCUGAACACACAAGGUGUCAUAACCUCUAACUGGAUAGGCUACAGCGGCAGAAGACAAAUAAGUCUAAAAAAUAGUCUAAAAAAGACCUAAUAAAGUGCUCACUGAGUGUAGGCUGUGGGUGGGAGUGAUCCAGUCUUGGGUCCUGCAAAGUCAAAGCUGAGCCAAAGCAUCCGUCUGUUUUUCUUCCAAAGAUAAUUUCCCUUGUUUUCAGUUUCCGGUACAAUGAAAGUUUCACAAGGUUUACUUGAGUUAUUACUGCAAUGACAUUACUUUGUAUCAAAAUGCAGGUACCUCCUAGUUAUCCGACAGCAAAUUAACGUCCGUCGUCUGUUAAAUCAUGCUUUAAGGGAACAUGUUGAGGAGCAACGAUGUUGUUUAUUCUGUUUUCCCACUUUGCUAGCACUUUGCCAUUCAGCAAUAAGACAUGAAGCAGGAGAUUGUCACGCCUAGUCUGUAUACUUGUAUGACUUAUGUUGUACGUGAAGCUCAAUAUUUACCCAGUCUGUGAUUGUCUGUUUGCAUUAAUUCUGGAGAUUAUUGUUGGCCAGAGUAUUUUGUGAAAUGUUUGUGCAUACAUAGGCCUGCAUUCCUAAAGAAAGAUGCUGCUGUGAUGUGAAGGAUUUAUCAAUAAAGAUGUACAGCUCACAAAA
This is a messenger RNA of Conger conger (European conger), 1888 nucleotides long. RefSeq names its product bublin coiled coil protein (gene bbln). The transcript is spliced from 2 exons. The record is from RefSeq and is a predicted model, not a curated record. Lineage: Eukaryota; Metazoa; Chordata; Actinopteri; Anguilliformes; Congridae. Bases 371 to 661 code for a protein of 96 amino acids.